AUGACAGAUUGUAAACCUGUUAGCACUCCAAUGGAGACUGGUUGUAAAUUGACCAAGUCAGAUGACUCCCCUGAGGUAAAUCAAUCUGAGUAUAGAUCAAUGGUUGGCAGCCUACUUUAUUUAACUGCAUCUAGGCCUGAUUUGAUGCAUGCAGUUUGCUUGGUUUCACGUUUUCAGUCUGCUCCCAAACAAUCUCAUUUGAUUGCUAUAAAAAGGAUAUUCAAGUAUAUUCAAGGUACUUUAGACUUUGGCUUGUGGUAUUCACGAAAUAACGAUUUUACUCUUGUUGGUUUUACGGAUGCUGACUGGGCUGGCUGUAUAGAUGAUAGAAAAAGCACCAGUGGUGCAGCAUUCUUCCUAGGAGAUCGCCUUGUUGCCUGGCAUAGCAAAAAGCAAGAAUGUGUUACUUUAUCAACUGCAGAAUCUGAAUAUAUUGCAGCAACAACUUGUUGUACGCAAUUAAUCUGGAUGUCUCAUCAACUUGCUGAUAUGGGUAUUACAGUUGACAAACCCAUCUCCAUCUUCUGUGAUAAUACUAGUGCCAUCAGUCUUUCAAAGAAUCCUGUGAUGCAUUCUCGCACUAAACAUGUUGCUAUUAAGUUGCUAUUUCUACGAGAACAAGUGUUGGCUAAUGAAUUUCAAGUUUUAUAUGUACCUUCUCAGGCACAAGUAGCGGAUAUUUUUACAAAAGCUUUGUCUAAAGAAGUCUUUGAACGGCUAAGGGAUAGAUUGGGAGUGUUUUCUCAAUCUGCUCUUGUCUCCACCUAA
Messenger RNA from Cryptomeria japonica (Japanese cedar), 768 nucleotides. Its product is annotated as secreted RxLR effector protein 161-like. The record is from RefSeq and is a predicted model, not a curated record. NCBI's taxonomy places the organism in Eukaryota, Viridiplantae, Streptophyta, Pinopsida, Cupressales, Cupressaceae. The transcript has a single exon. Bases 1 to 768 code for a protein of 255 amino acids.